CUUCACUUACCUGUACAAUUUUUGUGUGGUUCCACCUGCGAACUGUGAACAUUUUUCUCCUCCGCGACAAACUUUUCUCUUGCGGUCGUUCAAUUUAAUUUUGUACCAUCCAUCUCUAAACGAUAAUUACGGUUAGAAUUACUUUGUUUUUUCGUCGGACACGCACUAUACGAUGGCAUCCAUCACGGCAAGUUUACUAAUUUUAUUGUCGAUCGCAUCUCCAAUGCUGACAAUCUCCCAGGAACUUCCCGAGGUGUUUCCGUCUGAACUUGCGCAGGGCACUCAUAUUCAAGCCGUCUUAGAAAAAAUCAAAAGGUUCUGCCCACCAUUUGGAAACUCGGACGAGAGAUUUAGUGUAACGGUGUUGGGCACUAAGUCACCGGCGAUAGGCGGAUGCGUCUCCAUGGUACCACCAAACCCCGACAUAUUGCCCUCAUUUAAUUUGUGGCUGGGCAAUCACAAAGCCGGCGGCGGUGGAAAGUGCGGUGAUAAAAAUAUGGACCACUUCUUGUUUGAGUGUAUGACAAAAAACCCAUUAUUAACAGAUGAAGACACACUUAAGGGUUGGUAUGUAAUGUUAUACGACCGAACUGCCAGAUGGUCUGAACGUCAAGACUACAGAUGUGCUUUAUACGAAACAGUCAAAGAAGAUCCACCGAUGAUUAAGAUGGUGAUUAGUGCGAACCAAUCGUGCCAUGGUCUUUUAAAGAAAAUUAAAGCACCUGAGUAUACCGUUCCUAAGGGACUUCGUCAUUUUUCUGAUGGGUCGAUAGCUCUUCAAAUCAGUAAAGACUUGCCACAAAAGCCCAUAUGGAGAAAAAAGCGGUCAGAAGUACGAGGUGGUGGAUGCAGGUUUCCAGAUUGGUCACAAGGAUCAUGGACAGAUUUACAAGUAGAUGGAAGUCUAGUGCGCUAUGAUUCUGUCCACCAUGAGAAAGAUGACGUUGAUUAUGGUCAAGAAAGUGACUAUGGAAAAGAAGGAGAUGUAGAAACCACUGGAGGUCAACAAUACAUGCAAAUGUCGCAGCGACAAAAGAGAGAUUUGUGGCGGGAGCCAAAAACGAAAAUAAUAGAGUAUUUCAGGGAUAUGCAGUUUAAAACCCCUCCCAAAAAACGAGUACCAAUGGAACAGUUUUCCAAGACAAACAAAUAUCACGGAACAACACACAGUCCCGCUAAUUCAAUUAGGAAAAAGAGGUCUACAAAUGAAGAUUUGGACGAAAAAUAUAAUAGUACAGAAGGCAAUGACGCAACUUCUGUAAAAAAUACUGAUAAUUUAGAUGACUUUGUUUUUAACGAUUUAAUACACCAGUGGAAUAUCUUACAGACUCUUCCAAUGGUCACAAAUCAUAGCUGGGAACAAUUCAAGAGAGAUACAGCGGAUUUUAAAAAGAUAUCAUAUUAUGUUCCAUUCAUUUCAGAUCAAAUUCGAAAAACAAAAGACCUGAGUAAGCAACAUAAUCAUAGCGAGAAAAACCCAAAUAAUGAAAAGACGAAAUGUUAUUGUCAUCAUAAUGUCAAGGAUUUUACACCUUUAAAUGAUAGAGAUCAAAUAGAAAUUGUAAAUAAAGUAAAUAAAUAUUUUCCAACAACUAAAAAAUACUCUGAAGACUUAAAUCAAAAAUCAAAUUUUCUYUUUGAUUCUAUUCAAUUUCAAAAAAAAAGGCAAUUGGAUGUCGAGCAAGAUCGUAUCGAAGACUAUCUUAAUUUAAGUGAUGAGUUAAAAGGAAUAGAACGUGGUGAAUUGACAAAUGUUGAAAAAAUUUCUMAAAAAUAUCCUGACUCUUUGAACAAAAGUGCAAGUGUUCCGUCCAAAAUAGUACAGCGAAAAAAAAGAGAAGUGAAACAUUUAUUUAAUUUUGGUGAAGAAGAUAUUAACAAUAACAAAAAGAAAUGUUACUGUUAUAAUGAUUUUGAAGUUUUUAAAUUACUAAAAAUAUUUGACGAGAUGAAUAAAUAUUUGGCAAAUACUCAAAAACAUCCUUUGAAUUUGAACAAAAAAUCAAAUUUCCCUUUUGAUUUUGAUCAACUUCACGAAAAAAAAGAGUUGGGUAACCAAUAUAUUCAUACCAAAAACGAUACAAAACAUCGACAGAAAAGAUGCUGGGGUACACCAGCAAAAACAACAACAGAACGUUACAGAGAUGCACAGUUUGAAAACCCCAAAAGGGGUGAUCCAACGGAACCAUCUUCCAAACCAAAUGAACAUUUCGGAACGACACAAAACCCCGCUGAUCUUAUUAGAAAAAGGAGAUUUAUAAAUGAAGAUUUGAAUUACGAAUCUGAAAGUACAGAAGACGACGAGGAGGCAGCCCUUAGAAAUAUAAAAAUGAAAGAUAACUUUAAUAGGUACAUGCGCUGGCGGAAUAUCGUAAAUGCUAUUUCAAUGAUCAAAAAUAGUAUAGGGACGUCAGAGGAAAAGAUUAAUAAAAAUGAAUUUGAGGUAUUCCCUGAGAAUGCACCAUUACCACCUCCGAUAACGUAUUUUAAGUUCGCUGAAAUUCAAGGAAUCCCGUAUAGAGAAGCAUUAAUAAAUUGGCGGAGUUUAGAACGUGCGUAUCUUCAGAAGGAAGCUGAAAUCGCUUACACUGCCUAUCCUGGCCAAAAUCAUCCAGAUAUAGUCAUAAAAGAUUUUGACCAAACAUUCGAUGGUAUAGAAUAUGACUUCAAUCCUCUGUAUCCCGAGGGCACUGAUGAGGACCCGACAGCCUACCGGGCUCUUACACUGCCAGAUGGUUACCAUAUAAAACCCCGACUAUCACGCCGUGCAACAUACGAACAAAAACAGUUAAGUGGUGCCUCAAAUUCAGCCACUGUGGUUAGUCAUUUUCAAGUUGUCGGUUCUAACCCAUCAAAUUACCGUACAAACCAGGAAAAUACCCCAAGUUUAAAUCAACGGUUGAAACGCAGUUCUAAACAACAGAAUCAACAACAGCGUACAACGACGAAAUUUUCGUGGAGUUGUGAGAUGCCUGUUGUUAAUGACGAAAAAUAUCUUAAACAUCCUGAAAACGGGGUCAAGUUCCUCACUUAUGGUGGCCGUAUUGUAGAAAAUAAUGUACAGACAGGCAAUGAUCAACAUAACGAAAAUUAUUCAAAAAAUACAUACAGUUGCUUGUGGUUAGUUCCUAGAGGGCCAAACAUUUUGGAAUAUUCCAUAAUAGCAACAGGAAUGCCUUCAAAUAAUCAAAGUAUACACACUUUUGCACGGCAAUUGUGCAGUAAAACCCGUGCGAAUGGUAAAGACACUGGUGUCCGAAAUGAAAACACGCUUCAAUCACGCCGGCCAUCGUGGGUAACUGUAACACGUAUCACUCAAGAGAAACUAGUUCCUACCAGGUGUCCUGUGUCUCCUGGUGUAGUGUUCUACGGCGUGGUUCCAGCUCCACCACCACCUUCUACGGUAGCCACAAACAAAGUCCAGGCCGCCCCAUUGCGACUAUGUGCCAGGUUAGUAUCUUCUGCUGAUGACUGUGCGACCGGACAAAUGGGACCAGCUGACCAAAUGAAAUAUACUGUGUCCGAAUGCGUUGAUCAAGACUCGUCAACUGGAACUGCUCAAACAGUGAUUGCAGCUCAAACAAUCUUUGAAGCAGCAUCGGGAGGAGACACUGUCAGUGGAAGUUGGAGGAGGAACAAACGACACUCGGCUCCAACAGAUACGUCGACCGUCGCUUCAUCUGUGGCUAUUACAUCUACAUCAUCUAACAUGCCGAUCUUGAAAUUUAGUAGUCACAACACUUCKACAGAGGUGAUAAACAACAUAACCAACCACCAAACGACUGGGCCAACAACCACCUUCUUGACCGCUAUGGAUCCGUCCUCUACGAUAUCCAGCAGAAAUGGAAUUCAACCGUCCAUAGACAUUACUACUAUGAACCCUUCUAAUUUUACUACCACUACUACUACUACUACUACUUCUACUACUACUACCACCUUCUCGCCAGCUAUAUCUCAACCACAUGAGAUGAUUUCUAUCGAUCAACAAAUACCGUCACUCUCAAAAUUAUUAACUACUGCAACCUCUCCUUCUACUUCUACGGCUACUGUUCCUACUACUGCAUCUUAUCACCCGGUUACCGAUUAUCACGCUCGUCAACAGCAGCAGUGGCAGAAACAACCCGAACAAUCGAAUAAUAACAAUAACGAUUAUUAUUACCGAGGACGGCAACAAUAUUAUCCCCCCACACCACCUGGUAAUAUCGGUACGGAUAAUAAUWAUUAUUAUUCUCAUCAACAGCAACAUCCACAAACACAACCACAUUGGUUGCCUCAACAACAUCCUAUUACUGCCAACGGAUAUAGUAAUAACAAUCAACGUCAGACAAUGGAUAGUGGUGGACACAGGAUAGGCAAUUAUUAUUAUCGCCAGCAACAGCAAAAUUAUGAUAACCAUAAAUACAACACUGAUCAACAGCAACAAACGCUGCAGCCACCACAUGACUCGUCAAUAACGCUUCAACAUCCAAACAGUGGUAGUUGGAACGUUCGUGGUGACCGACCGUUGUACAUAAGUGGUGGUGGAGGAAGUGAUAAUAACCGAAACGCACAAGUUGCUUGGAACAGCUCUUCUAGAAUUAAUAGUAGUAACAAUGGUGGUUGGACGACGGCAGCACAACAGUACUGGUGGUACCAGCAACAGCAACGACAGCAAGAACAAGAAAAAGAACAUCAAAGACAACAACAACUGCAGAAGCAGCGUCAGCAGCAAAACAACCGUGGUCUGGGUGGAAUCUUGUCACUACCGCCCGUACCACUGCCGCCACUGCACGUAGAGCAAGGUACCAUCGCCGUUUCGAUGCCUACACCACUGCCACUACACCCACGCCGUCAACAGAAACCUUCAAAUCACUACUAUCUGCCAACGCUGACUACUAAGACCUCUUCUCAGCUGUAUCAAUUGCAGCCUAAGUCUGAAAGCCGGUAUUAUCAAGAACGUGAAUACCAAUGCCUCGGCCAAUGGACCGAACCACAGCAACAAAUAAGCCCGGAAGCUGGUGAAAAAUCAAUUAUGUUGACGUAUACGUACGUAAAACGUUUAAAUCCAAUCACCAAGGAAGGGGCCCAGUAUGAAUGUUUUGUUGGAACUCCAAUACCCAAUGACGAAGGUUUAAAUCCUGAAACCACUACCACAAUAUUACUUACGGAAGCAGGAACAAAUUCUAAAUGCAGUCGUCUUUCGGACCCGUACCGCUCUGGCAUGAAGUUAGUCGGAACCAAAGUUAAGAAAGAAGGUGCAUGUAAAGGAUCAACAGAACAAUCACAAGACACUGGUGGUGGUUUAUGGUACUCCCUUAAACCCCAGCAAAUUUCUCCGUCCAUUCCCGAUGCCGAUAAYGGAAGAGGAGCAUGGUACGCUGCACAUCCUGUUCCCGUAGUGGCACAAGCUCCAACUACUAUGAUGCCUAUCCUUAAAGGCAGGAACACCGGUGGUAAUGGAGCUACGUUUACAUCACGUCAGAAUGAACAAACUCGUCGUCCAACUGCUAAGACUAACCAUAGUAUAAGAACCGUAGUCGACAAGACAAUUAUCAUACUUCUAGCGGUUAUUCUAAUUACAGGACAAAUAGAUAGUAUAGUCCUUCACUUUUUCAAUUAAAUUUCUGGUCAAACGAAAACAAAAUAUUUACAACGACAAAACAUAACCUAAAAUUUUUACAAACGCAUGAUUGAUUUGCCGACUUUAUUCUAUUCAAAAUGAAAUCAGUACGAAAAAGUGGCAGGGUAUUUACUUUGUCGCGAUCAAGAUGAUGUGACCGAGUCGCGAUCAAGAUGAUGUGACCGAGUCGCUUGAAAAUAUUCAAUUACGAGACCGAAAUUCUAACGUCUAUAUAUUCCGAAAUUACGCUACUGCGUAGAAAUUGGUCGCCCGAUACUAAUUUCAUUUUGAAUAUAAUAAAUAGGUCUAUAAUGUAUACAUUUAUAAUAUAAAAACAUAUAAUAUUUUUUCACACAUAACUAUUAUAAAAUUAUCCAUUGUUGAAAUACUUUUCAUUGAAAAAGCGUACAAUGAUUUAAUAAUAAAUAUAUUAAUUUUAAUUUUAAUUUUAAUUAGUUAUAUAGUUAGAGUAGGUUAGGCCUGGUGUAUACGUGUAUAACACUAUUACCACAUAUACAUUUCAUAUUAUUAUAUUUAUAGGUUCAUUCAAAUAACAUAGUAGACAACCUAUAUUAUAAUA
Molecule: messenger RNA, 6179 nt
Organism: Diuraphis noxia (Russian wheat aphid)
Lineage: Eukaryota; Metazoa; Arthropoda; Insecta; Hemiptera; Aphididae
Source: RefSeq, a predicted model, not a curated record